AUGAGUGAACGUCAAGUGCCGACUACCGUUGAGCAACGUAUUAUCAUUCGUUUUUUAGUGGGAGAAGACGUUAAAAACACGGAUAUUUUUGUGCGUUUGCAAAAGCAGUUCGGUGAGUGCCUGAGUAGGGCUGCCGUGUUUAAAUGGGCCAAAGCAUUCAAGGAUGGCCGCAAAACCGUCGAGAAUGAGCCGCAUGAUCGUCGACCGCGAACCAGCGUCACACCGGACAACAUUCGCCGAGUAGAACAACUCAUUUUGGAGGACCGUAGGAUAAAUGUUCGAGACAUUUCGGCUGAAGUCGGCAUCAGUAUUGGUAGUGUAGAGUCUAUCAUCCACGAAUACCUUCAAUAUCGCAAAAUAACGGCACGAUGGGUUCCUAAACUGUUGAACUUUGAGCAAAAAUUCACGCGGUUGGAAUUUGUCGCCGCUUACAGAAGCGAUACGAGGCAGAGGGGAACGAUUUUUUAA
Sipha flava (yellow sugarcane aphid) is the source of this 468-nucleotide messenger RNA. Its product is annotated as protein GVQW3-like. The record is from RefSeq and is a predicted model, not a curated record. NCBI's taxonomy places the organism in Eukaryota, Metazoa, Arthropoda, Insecta, Hemiptera, Aphididae. Bases 1 to 468 code for a protein of 155 amino acids. The transcript has a single exon.